Molecule: messenger RNA, 4923 nt
Organism: Dioszegia hungarica
Lineage: Eukaryota; Fungi; Basidiomycota; Tremellomycetes; Tremellales; Bulleribasidiaceae
Product: P-loop containing nucleoside triphosphate hydrolase protein
Exons: 14
Coding region: 1-4923 (1640 amino acids)
Biological process (GO): actin filament organization; vesicle transport along actin filament
Cellular component (GO): myosin complex; actin cytoskeleton; cytoplasm
Molecular function (GO): microfilament motor activity; ATP binding; actin filament binding
Source: RefSeq, a predicted model, not a curated record
AUGGCGACCACCUACCAAAAAGGCACGCAAGUAUGGCUCGCCGACUCGCCGACCUCCUGGAUUCCGGGCACAAUCACCUCCAUCGCCCUCCCAGCAGACGAGGAUCCCAAGGGCGAGGUCUCUCUCGUGGUCGCUUAUGACCAAGGGACGUCCGACUCACCCGAAAGCAAGACGCUCAAGUUUAGCCUCGAGGCGUUGACGGCGGCGACGGCAGCUGCGAAUGGGGGUCAGUCGCCCACUGCUGCGCCCGGGCAGGAUGUGAUUCCGCCGUUGAGGAACCCGCCUAUCCUCGAGUCGGCGGAGGAUCUGUCAGCGCUGAGUAAUUUGAACGAGCCGUCUGUGCUGCACGCAAUAGCCACCAGAUACUCUCAACGUCUACCAUACACAUUCUCCGGAAUAGUCCUCGUCGCUCUCAAUCCCUUUUCCCCUUUGUCGAUAUAUGGCCCCGAGAUCAUUCAGGCGUAUUCGGGGAGGAAGAAGGGCGAGCUGGAGCCGCACCUGUUUGCCAUUGCGGAGGAGGCGUUGGAUUGUAUGCGAAGAGGAACGGGCGGAGGUGGGACAGAUCAGACGGGAGCAGGAGAUCAGACUAUCGUCGUCAGUGGAGAAAGUGGAGCAGGAAAGACCGUCUCUGCCAAAUUCAUCCUCCGGUACUUUGCCUCAGUGGAUGACCCAGCCAAGGCAUCAGGCUCUUCCCGGCGGAGAGCGGAAGGUGGGGGAGAGGAAGAGAAGAUGAGCGAGACGGAAAGGCAGAUUCUGGCUAGUAAUCCCAUCAUGGAGGCGUUUGGGAAUGCCAAGACGACGAGGAAUGACAACUCGUCUCGUUUCGGAAAGUACAUCGAGGUCCUGUUUGACAACACACACGAGAUCGUUGGAGCUCGGAUACGGACAUACCUCCUGGAACGGUCUCGACUGGUCUACCAACCCGAAUCCGAACGGAACUAUCACAUCUUCUACCAGCUCCUCGCCGGCGCUCCGUCCAAGGAGAAGAAGGACCUCUCCCUAUCUACCAAUCCCUCAGACUUUGCCUACCUCGCAGGCGGCGGACCCUCCUCCACCCCCAUUCCCGGCGUAGACGACGCCAAGGAGUUCCGGGACACUCAGACCGCCCUAUCGACUGUCGGAAUAGCCGUCGAGCGACAAUGGCACGUCUUCAAGCUUCUCGCCGCGCUGCUACACCUGGGAAAUAUCAAAAUCACCCAGUCGAGGACAGACGCGGUGCUCGCGGAUGACGAUGCGAGCUUGGAGCUUGCAACGCAGUUGUUGGGGCUGCCGGGGGCAGAGUUCAAGAAGUGGACCAUCAAGAAGCAGCUUACGACGCGGUCAGAGAAGAUCGUAACGGCCUUGGGGAGUGCAGCGGCUUCGGUGGUGAGGGACUCGGUGGCCAAGUUUGUGUAUUCGUGUCUGUUUGAUUGGCUGGUAGGCGUGGUGAAUGAGAGCUUGUGCGGGGAGGGCAAAGCCGAGCGGUCGACCAAGUUUAUUGGAGUGCUGGAUAUCUACGGCUUUGAGCACUUCAAGAAGAACUCGUUUGAGCAAUUCUGUAUCAACUGGGCGAACGAGAAGCUGCAACAGGAGUUCAAUGCGCAUGUCUUCAAGCUCGAGCAAGAAGAGUAUGUGCGCGAGCAGAUCAACUGGACAUUCAUCGACUUCUCGGACAAUCAAGCCUGCAUCGACAUUAUUGAGGGCAAGAUGGGUAUCCUCACGCUGCUCGACGAAGAAUCCCGUCUACCGGCCGGUGCAGACGCAUCGCUGGCCACCAAGCUGCACUCCCAGCUCGCCAAGCCGGAAAACAACAAGGUCUUCAAAAAGCCUCGGUUCAAUCAGAACGCCUUUACCAUCGCCCAUUACGCCCUGGACGUGACGUAUGACGUUGAGGGUUUCAUCGACAAGAAUCGCGAUACCGUCCCGGACGAACACCUCGCGCUUCUCCAGGGGAGUUCGAACGAGUUCCUCCGGGAAGUAUUGGACGCUGCGCUCUCAGCUGCCAAUACGGCCAAGGCGAACGGGGACGUCAAGCCUACAGCGGCGGCGACAGCGGCGCCAGCUCCAGGGCCGGGCAAGCGUGCAGGUGCGACUGCCCGGAAACCGACGCUCGGGAGUAUCUUUAAACACUCGCUCAUCUCCCUCAUGGACACCAUCAACCACACCAACGUCCAUUAUAUUCGGUGCAUCAAGCCAAACGAGGCAAAGAAGGCGUGGGUCUUUGAGUCGAAUCAGGUCUUGAGCCAGUUGAGGGCGUGUGGUGUGCUCGAGACCAUCCGGAUCAGUUGUGCGGGGUAUCCCUCACGAUGGACAUUUGCCGAAUUCGCGGAAAGAUACUACAUGCUCAUUCCGUCUAAAGAAUGGCAAGGAAACGACGAUGUCCGCUCCCUCUGUUCCCUCAUUCUCCAACGUACUCUCCCGGAGGACGACCGGUACCAGAUCGGCCUGACCAAGAUCUUCUUCCGGGCGGGUAUGCUCGCUCUCCUCGAGUCGCAACGUACCAACCGGAUCAACCAGCUCGUCACGCUUGUGCAAAAGAAUGUCCGCCGCCGGAUCGCAUACAAGCGGUAUCAGGAGAUGCGCAAGGCGUCGGUCCGGAUCCAGGCGUGGUGGCGCGGUGUGAUGGCCAGGAAGGCAUACCAGGAUCUGAGGAGGCAGGCGGCGGCGACGUUGAUUCAGAGGCAGGUCAGGGGAUGGUUGGCGAGGAGAGAUUAUGUGCGGACGAGGGACGCGGUGGUUCGGAUACAAGCGGUGGUUCGAGGGUUCAUCGCGCGAAAGGAAAGCCGGCAGGCCAAGAUCGACAACGCGGUCAUCCUGCUGCAGAGCCUUUGGCGCGGAAGGCCAGUUCUCGCUCGCCGCCAAGCAAAAUCCGAGGUUUGCAAAGUCGUCCUCCUGCAAUCCGUCUACCGUCGCAAACUCGCCGUCAAGGAGCUCAAAGGUCUCAAGGCCGAGGCCAAGUCUGCCACCAAGUUCAAGGAGAUCUCGUAUCACCUCGAAAAUAAGGUGGUCGAGCUUACGCAGAACCUCCAAAAACGCGCGGCGGAGAAUAAGGAGCUCACCUCGCGCAUGUCGACGCUGGAGCACCAGAUCGUGCAGUGGCAAACGCGGCACGACGAGGCGACGACCAAGAGCCGCGAGCUGGAAGAAAAGCUAGCGGUACCAACUGUCCCUGUCAGCCAGUUCGAGGUGGCCGUCAAGGCCAAGACGGAGGCGGAGGAGCGUCUGCGCCUGGCGGUCAAGCAGGCGGAAGAGAAGGAGGCGGAACGGACCAAGUUGGCCGAGCAGCUGCAGCGCAUGGCGGCCGACCUGGAUACCAAGGCGGCGGCACACGAGUCGGAGGUCGCCAAGUCGACCGAGGCGGCGACGAGCAUGUCGGCGCUCCGGGCGGAGCUCACGGCGUUGAAGGAGCAGAUGUCGCGCACCAAUGCGAUGAACGCCCUGACCAGGGGUCAGCGGGAACCGCCCACGAGCCCUACCCUUCCAAAUGGUCUGCGCCAGCUAGACGGGUCGACCGGAUCGGGUCCGUCUGCUCCUCGGCGGCGCCAACGGCGGCACUCGACAGGUCACGGGGCUACUGGCAUGCACGCCCGCAAACUCUCUCACGACGAGAUUAUGGCGAUCAAAAAGGCCAACGCAAAUCCCCGCGCCGUAUCCGUCAUGUUCCCGCACGACGCCGCACCGCUUCGUCCUCGUGACUCGAACGGACUCCCCACCGUCGUCGACUCGCCGUCAGACGAGAUCUCCCGUCUGCUUACGGACGAGGUGGCGCUGGAUGAUGAUGUCCUCCAGGGUCUGAUCAACGAUCUCCGCAUCCCGGCUCCCAGCUCGCACAACCCACCACUGGCCAAGGAGGUCAUCUUCCCUGCUCAUCUCAUCAGCCUGAUCAGCAAUGAGAUGUGGAAGUUGGGAAUGAUUCCAGAAAGCGAGCGGUUCUUGGCGAAUGUCAUGCAGACUGUCCAGGCAUAUGUUAUGCAAUUCAAGGGAGAAGAUGUCAUCCAACCGGGUAUCUUCUGGCUCACCAACGUACACGAAAUCCUCUCGUUCAUCUGCAUCGCCGAGGCGGACGCCAAGCAAGGUAUCGCUCCCGGAAACGACGACAAUUCUGGCCGGCCGCUCGACUGGGAGCUCUACGAGCGCCUCGUCGAAGUGGUCAAGCACGACCUCGACUCGCUCGAGUACAACAUCUACCACACGUGCAUGCUCGAAAUCAAGCGGGUCAUGCAAAAACUCAUCAUCCCCGCUCUUAUCGAAUCGCAGGCGCUUCCGGGCUUCAUCACGAGCGACGGGCACGGUCGGAUGUUCUCCAAAUUCAUCGGAAUGAGCGCGAGCCAGGCGCCUACGGCGACGAUGGACGAUAUCCUCAAUCUGCUGAAUGCGGUCUGGAAGUGCUUGAAGAGCUACUACGUCGAGGAGAGCGUCAUGCAGCAGGUGGUGACGGAGCUGUUGAAGUUGAUUGGGCAAGUGGCGUUCAAUGAUUUGAUCAUGAGGCGGAACUUUUGUUCGUGGAAGAGGGCAAUGCAAAUCCAGUACAAUAUCACUCGGAUCGAGGAAUGGUGCAAAGCCCACGAUAUCCCAGAGGGCUUGCUCCAGCUGGAACACCUCAUGCAGGCAACCAAGCUGUUACAGCUCAAGAAGGCAUCAAUGGGCGAUAUCGAGAUCCUCUUUGACGUCUGCUGGAUCCUCUCCCCUUCCCAAAUCCAAAAACUCAUCGCUCAAUACCACAACGCAGAUUACGAAGCGCCUAUCACCUCGGAUAUCCUCAAAGCUGUCGCAGCGCGGGUCAAGCCUGACGACAAGUCGGAUCAGCUAUUGUUGGCGCCAGAAACGGACGAGGUGGGGCCGUAUCAAUUGCCUCAACCAAGAGAGAUUGCGGGGUUGGAGACUUAUGUACCGGCGUGGUUGAGCGUACCGCUUGUUCGGAGAUUGGCGACGUUUGUGGCAUGA